Ogataea polymorpha is the source of this 3180-nucleotide messenger RNA. RefSeq lists its product as uncharacterized. Gene Ontology annotation, biological process: GPI anchor biosynthetic process; protein processing. The transcript has a single exon. Lineage: Eukaryota; Fungi; Ascomycota; Pichiomycetes; Pichiales; Pichiaceae. Gene Ontology annotation, molecular function: mannosyltransferase activity. Gene Ontology annotation, cellular component: glycosylphosphatidylinositol-mannosyltransferase I complex; endoplasmic reticulum membrane. The record is from RefSeq and is a predicted model, not a curated record. The coding region runs from base 1 to 1341 and encodes 446 amino acids.
AUGAAUCACCGCACCACGCUGUUCGUGUACAGCAACGAGAAAGCAGUUUUUGACGCGCUGCGGGCCAAAGACACCAUCGUUGUUCCAGCGUCGAAAACGUCGCCUCUUGCCAGGGAAGACCGCAUCGAGAUAGACGUCUCCCUGCUGAAACCAGAGUACCGCGACAUUCUGGCUAAGUUGCAACUGCUCAAUGUCCAGCUGGGCAGAAAACGCAACGAAAAGCCACAGUUUACGAUAUUCAGCGACCACGAGAGCCAACCGGCAGGGGUGCGUAUUGACGUUGCUCCGCAAACUGCCCGUAACAUGGCCCAGUACGAGAAGAUGUCGCAACUGGCUGUUGAUAUGGUUCUGAGGCUGAUCCGUGUGAACCAGAACACUGCACCAUAUUUCUUUGAGGAGUGGUACCGGGCGUAUCUGUUUGAAGAGCCGGAUCUGGAGGUAUCUGCCUUGAGGAUGUGGAAUACGCUAGUUGGGGAAGCUUUUCCGAUCACUUCGGCGGAACUGCAACAAGCAACAUCUAUGGAGCUUAUUCUCGACGGAGACAAGCUUCGGUUUCUAUUUUACUGGCCCUUAGUUGACCACCGACUGGAGUUUGCCAGAGACAAGCGGGAGAUCGGCGUGUUCUAUCUCGACUCUCUGCCAGGCGACUACGACCUGAGCAUCAGCGGAGCGCGUGUUCGCGGCAACUCCAAGUUUGUGCCGACAUCGCUGUAUGUGAACUCGUUCCACACCCAGCUACCUGGCGUUUCUGCUGAACACGCUUUUGUAGAGCCUACAGGGCUGCAUCCAAAGUACAAGGUGAGUGUUUCAGGCAAGAAUGAGGCUCCAAAAUCGACGUGUCGACUGAUUUUCGAUCUAGACAUUCCGUCCACGUAUAUCGUCGACAGGUACCAAUUGGCGUGGUUCGAUGACAUUUUCAGGAACGUGUCGGUUUUCGGCCACAGCAACCUGGAAUUGCCAAGCUACAAAGUUUCGGAAGGGUGUUCGCUGCGUGUGGAGUUAGACCCAGACGUGCGGGAGUUCGAGAUACCUCUACAUCUGAGAUACGGCGAGCCAUUGCGCCGGGUGAAACCGACCGGGUUGGGUGCCGGAGAUCUGUAUUGGGACUGUGAUUCCGAUCCCGAGACAGAUUCCUUAAUCCGAGGCAGCUUCAUGCACGAGAACCGAAUAUUGGAGCGCACACACUGGCAGAUGUUCCAUAUCGGCAGCCAGGGCCCGAACUACCUGGAGGCUAUGCUGCCUGUUGGCGAUGUGGGGGACAGCCGUGUGGUGGAGGCCGGCACGCUGGCGCUGGUGUCGGUUUUUGCCGUAUGGCUUGCCAAAAUAUUCUGGCAGAUUUGAUUCGUGAUGGCUCUAGAAACCUUUCAACAAUAACCGAGCGCAGCGUGUGGCUUUGCGGUUUCAAUGGCUGCGAAAAAAUAUUUCUAAAAUUGUCUGCUGGAAUUUGAGAGGAGUCACAAGUCUGCCGAAAUUACUACAAUCCACUCACCACCAUGCCGAGCCGUCCUAUGGAGCAAGGCGUUGGUCUACGGCGGCGAGAGUCGGUCUCUUCGACAAGCUCUAUGCGCAGCGUUCGGUCCAUGACCACGCCGCGCGAGCUGAGCACCGACUCGUUACUGGUGAUCGAGGAUCGUUUCGUUCGCAAGCCACGGGCCCAGAAAAUGCGCUGGCCGGACCCCAGACCACAGCCCCAGCUCUCCACACGCAUAUCUUAUCCUCCGGUCUCUGCUGGCCGCUCAAUGUACUACUUUCCGAACGGCGAGGUUUUCAGGCCACGGAUGCAACCACGGCCCAAGUCAGCCAAACACAAUUCCCUACCCAACAUGGCCAGCAUGCAGGUCACGCAGCGGCAGCCGCCGUCUCUACCUCCUCCGGCCACUGUCCAGGAGCACCACCCGGCCCCUGAGACGCGGCAAAUGCCUCAAAUAUCCAAUCAGCCCACGGGAUCGAGUGCGUCUUCAGCCUCGCCGUCGUCGUCGGUGGACCACAGCACGCCGGCGUCGUCCAUCACGUGCAGCGAGGAGGAGGAGACGGACGACAAGAAAGGGCUGAAGAGGAUGUUCAGCAAGCUGCUCCGCAAGGAUAAGAAGCUCAGCAAAGGAGUCGAGCCGCACGCGUCUAAAAAUAACGUGAGCAACGAUAUCUCGUUUGAGUGUCUGUCGCUGUCGACAGGGCUGAGCGACGACAGCAGCAGCUUCAUAGCGGGCGACGACCGGCCCCUAGACGGCGGCGACCUGGACUCGGAGCUGGACUACAUCUCGUCGAUCAUCGGGAUUGGAGAAACGUCGUUUUUUGACGAUCUGGGCCAGGACAAGCUCAUCAAGCGCGAGUCGCUGAGGAUGAAGUCUCUGGAGAAACAGAAGUCGCUGAGCAGGAAGAACACGCUCGACUCGCAGGCAACGUUCGACGCGACAGAGCAUUGCGACAGCGCAAAGCGGCGCACUUUCGGCAACGGCGAGUUCGAAGUGGUGACCACCAACAGCAUCAAGGAGCCAGCAAAGUCGUGUGCCGUGGCGAGGUCUGCACUGAGCUCACGGUCGGCGAGUCCUCAGCGCGUGUCUUUCUCCGACAAGAUCUACCUUAAUGAGACGUUUUCUGCCGAUCAUUACGUGCGAUUUAAUAGAGGCCUCAAGCACACCUACUCGCAACUGGCAAGAAACCCUGCGCAGAUCAGGGAGAUCCGGGCAGAGCUGAAUCAUUACAAAUUACAUGAGAUGGCCGUUCACGAACAGUCUAGAGAGUAUACGCAUUAUUUCCGAACUGCAUAAUAUAUUUGACCAAUGUUCUUUCAUUUAGGACCCCCUGUAGGUGGAGUAGCCGUAGUUGCUGAGCAACAAAGGCACAUGGUAGUGGUUGUCUGGCGGGUUUGGCACCUCGAACGUGAUAUCGAUGAAGGGGAAGAAUGUCUUUCCGUCGCGCUCCAGAAAGUAGUUUUUCGUGUGAAAGCGUAUCUGGUACACUCCGGAAGCCAGACCAGUCCACUGGUUGUUUUCAAAGCCGACGCUUUUGAGCAACUUGCCGUCUGAGGCUUUCGGCACCCAUUCAGCAACUCGGCCGUCCGAGUUCGUGCGGGCCGUCGCAAAAUGCUCGAAAGUGUCCUUCAGAACGCGUAUGUCGCACUCAACGUUGGCCGCUGGCUGGCCCAGCGUGGUGUCCAAAAUAUGGCAGGUGAUUGGAGGC